CCUCACUCCAUCCCUGAGCUGCGUCCUGUCAACUCUUAAAAUUAAGGAAACCAAUUAUUAGCUACUCAGCAUGUCGGAGACCGACACCGACUCACUACUGCAGCGCUGCAUCUCCGCCGUCGAUAUCUUGUUCAAUGCAGUCGCUGGUGCGGCUGCUGUCGCCACCGGUGCCCAUGUCAACGGCGAGGGUGCCACUGCGUUCGCGAUCCGUGUCGGCGUCCUCGCCGCAGUGACCAAGUCUGGCGUGCGAGCAUUUGUCGCUUUCCUGAGUCUUGCGAGCAUGGAUAUCGCCAGCUGGAGCCUUUUGGUCCUCGUCCUCUCCAAGUUCGGCAUCGCUGUGCUGGUUACUGCGCAGGUUUGCAGCCAGGUGCUGGGGCAUGUGCCGUCUCCGCUCCUCAUUGCCGCCAUCGUGGCUGCCAUACCGUGGCAGGCAGAGGGUUAUGGGCCUGUGAUACGCUGUGGCGGCAGUUCAAGUUACUCACACUCGAAUGGUUACCGCACUAUCACUUCCACAACACACCGCUUCGAUCCGUGCCGGUUUUUUUGCCUUUACAUUUACAUCAUUGGGUGGGACGCCCUGGCUGGACACACAUUUGCCCGCAUGGCCCAGAACCAAGGUGCGUACCUUAGCCGAGUGUACUUGGACUGUCUACCUUCAGGCUACUUAGUUUAUCCCUUCGACGCUCUAACCCGCCAAAGGAAUGAGCAUCUGCGCUCUUGGAGCGGCAGCAGCAGCCGGCGGAGUGUUUGGCGUUGUGUCAGGGAUAUCGACCGUCAUCGAGCUCGUCGUCACCUUCUUGAGAGGUCGCCGACAGACCACGGUCACAUAUUCCUCGGCUGACGAGCUUGAGCCACUUAUUCUUCAGGAAAGGCUCGGGGCCAGAGUUGGGGGGCAAGAGCGUUUCGAUUUGACUCGAAACGGCGGGAGGGCUUGAGCCAGCAAUGAACUCCAAGGUCGUCUUGUUCAAAGUGAGAGUGACCCGGGACUAAGACAUCUCGGCAGCUCUCCGCACCUGGCUACUGCUGCUACCUGCAUUGUAAUAAUUGAUGCAGGCAAUUAUUUGAUUAUCCGAAGAAUCCCUCCAGCUGGAAUCAAUGUCUCAACUCGUUACUCGUUGGCUCUCGUGUACCCAAUCC
This is a messenger RNA of Parathielavia appendiculata, 1137 nucleotides long. RefSeq lists its product as uncharacterized. The record is from RefSeq and is a predicted model, not a curated record. The transcript has 4 exons. Lineage: Eukaryota; Fungi; Ascomycota; Sordariomycetes; Sordariales; Chaetomiaceae. The coding region runs from base 71 to 841 and encodes 256 amino acids.